Messenger RNA from Trichoplax adhaerens, 285 nucleotides. RefSeq lists its product as uncharacterized. Lineage: Eukaryota; Metazoa; Placozoa; Uniplacotomia; Trichoplacea; Trichoplacidae. Gene Ontology annotation, molecular function: RNA polymerase II cis-regulatory region sequence-specific DNA binding; DNA-binding transcription factor activity, RNA polymerase II-specific. Gene Ontology annotation, biological process: regulation of transcription by RNA polymerase II. The record is from RefSeq and is a predicted model, not a curated record. The annotation marks the transcript as partial. The transcript is spliced from 2 exons.
CCGUCGAGGAAACCACGAGUUCAUAUAUGUGAUUUUAAAGGCUGUGCUAAAGCCUAUACGAAAAGUUCCCAUCUAAAAGCUCAUCGAAGAACUCAUACUGGCGAAAAACCAUAUGUAUGUAAAUGGGAGGGAUGUGAAUGGCGAUUUGCCCGAUCUGAUGAACUGACACGACAUCGUAGACGGCAUACAGGGGAAAAGCCGUAUAAAUGCUUAAGUUGCGAUAGACGCUUUUCAAGAUCAGAUCACUUGGCUUUGCAUACAAGAAGACAUGAAACGCGUCCUUAA